Polypterus senegalus (gray bichir) is the source of this 1071-nucleotide messenger RNA. It is a transcript of the gene gpr26, whose product is annotated as G protein-coupled receptor 26. The record is from RefSeq and is a predicted model, not a curated record. Gene Ontology annotation, biological process: adenylate cyclase-activating G protein-coupled receptor signaling pathway. Gene Ontology annotation, cellular component: membrane. The transcript has 3 exons. The coding region runs from base 55 to 1071 and encodes 338 amino acids. Gene Ontology annotation, molecular function: G protein-coupled receptor activity. Lineage: Eukaryota; Metazoa; Chordata; Cladistia; Polypteriformes; Polypteridae.
UUGCCGGUGGUUGUGUGCAAAUACCGCAAAUACGGAUUUGUGAGUGGGCACACCAUGGACACAGUGGAGGUAAUUGUCUGUUUCCUAAUAGUUGCGAUUAUUCUAGUUGCGUUGCUGUCCAAUGUGGUGGUGCUGAUUUGUUUUUUGUACAACGCGGAGAUCCGGAAGCAAGUCCCGGGUUUGUUUAUCCUCAACCUGACCUUCUGCAACUUGUUGAUGACUGUUCUGAACAUGCCGUUGACUUUGGUAGGGAUUAUAAACAAGCAGCACCCUGGAGGUAAAGGAUUCUGCCAGACCCUCGGGUUUUUGGAGACAUUCCUCACUACUAACUCCAUGCUGAGCAUGGCAGCCUUGAGCAUUGAUAGGUGGAUCGCUGUGGUUUUCCCGUUAAAUUAUCAUUCCAAAAUGCGCCACAAGGACGCUGUCAUAAUGCUGGGCUACACGUGGGUCCACUCGCUGUCCUUCUCCACAGUGGCAGUGUGUCUCUCGUGGGUAGGAUACCAUCAGUUGUAUGCAUCGUGUACUCUUUGCAACGGGAGGGCGAGUCACAACCGGACCCAGUUUAUGAUUUUUACUGUGGUUUUCCAUGUCUUCACGUUUCUUCUAUCUUUGAUAGUUUUAUGUUUUACUUACUUAAAAGUGCUAAAGGUGGCACGGUUUCACUGUAAGAGGAUAGACGUUAUCACAAUGCAGACACUGGUACUACUAGUGGACAUUCACCCAAGUGUUAGGCAGCGAUGCCUCGAAGAGCAGAAGAGAAGAAGACAGAGAGCCACAAAGAAAAUCAGCACCUUUAUCGGCACUUUUGUGAUUUGCUUUGCACCUUACGUGAUAACAAGACUGCUGGAGUUGUCUUUACCAAUUUCAAUCAACUUUCAUUGGGGAGUAUUUUCCAAAUGCUUGGCUUACAGCAAAGCAGCUUCAGAUCCAUUUGUGUACUCCCUACUUCGACAUCAGUACAAGAAGACAUGCAGUGAUAUUAUUAACAAGAUUCUGAAAAGGAGCUCUUUAAAUACGUCAGGACUCAGAGGGGAAAACGGAAGAAACACCAUUGUACAGGCUGCAGAGUGA